UACGUCAUCCAGACAUCCACUUCUCCCACUGGAAAUUAGCUGUCAAAAGUCCCAUUUCUUUUUUCCUCCAUGAAAUCAAUCAAAUUCAAACAGAACAAAAUACAAAUAGUCCCUACUGAAGAAAAGACAAAACAGCUUAUUCUUUCACCAUUUCUUUCACUUUCCCUUCUCCAUAAAUACACAAAAACCCACCGCUUCGCCUCGAAACCUUCCCUCUCCGUCUCUUUAUUUCGCGCGCGCGCGUUUUCUUCUGCUCUGUAAUUCAGUUCGGCGGACAUCACCGGAGAAAGCUUCGUGCUCUAGAAGAAGCAUUUAGCCGAAGCAGUAGUUGAGGAAGGAGGGAAGUAAAGUAGAGUCGGUCUGCUUCGCGUUUGGCCGCGGAGGCUAAAGUUGUGACUAUUCACUGGAGGCAGAAAUCGAGCGGCGGCCGAUCAUCUGAUACCUUCUUCAGUUCUUCCCCGGCGGGAUCUUUUGCGGUCAGUUUCCUCUCCCUUCGUUCGUUCCCGCUUAAUAAUUGUGGUAGUUAAUUAGUGUGAAAUCGGCUUAGCUUAAAUGCUUAAUUAGUACCGCUCGUUUCAUUAUUACCCUUCAGUUGCAUGGUUUCCCGCCGCAGGGCCCCAAACACGACCAAGGCCAAGAAAAGUCAUCGCUACUUUUUAAUUGUUAUGAUUAGCUUACUAUAAUUUAGUUUAACUGAUUAAUUAGUUUAUUAUUAUUGAAACGCUAGUGUUUGUUGAGUCACUGGCUCCAUUAUUUCCCCCCGUAUCCACUCCCGUGUGCUAGCAAAUCUUAUAUUAAUAUGGUCCAUGAAACCGUACCGGGUAUCGUACUUGAAAAGUCAGUGGUAUGAUAUUUUAUGAUAAAAUCGUGGUUUUAUCGUAGUUGAACCGUUAGACCGUUAAAUACCGCCUACCAAUUUAGCCUUCGAUACUGGUAUUUCGUGGUUGAACCGACGGUACGAUAUACUUUCAUGGACCAUGAUCCAUAUUACUGUCUUGAAAUCAAGAUUUUAGAUUUAAACUCCCAUACAACAACCACCUGAUUUAUGUGAAUGGUGGGGGCACGACCCAUCAAAUUGUCUGCGUUUUGAUUCUUUCACCAGAAAUUUCUGUCCCUUUGGCCUUGUUUUUCCUUCGCUACAGGGAAUUUAGACUGCAUUUCUCAUGAUGGGAUUUGCAUUAAAUUAUUAUUAAUAUCAAAGAACUACUCUUGUCUCCUAGUAUAGUAUUUUGGCCAUAUGUGUGUCAUCUUGUUCUUAAAUGUUGAAAGGGUAGUUAUAGCCAAACAAAUGUACAUGAGAAAACAUCGAUAUCCAUAGCUGGGACUCAGAAACCGGGAUCGAAAUGACCCGAAAGCCAGCUACUUUACUGUUCGACUUCGACCACGUUUUAUCGGUUUACAUCCCAUACGAUGAGAAGCAGUAGUGUAAUCUAUACCAUGAUAGAUGUGUUCAGAUAUGUGAACAUAGUUGUUUUGCCUAUUUCCAUCAUUUGAUUAGGCAGGUUUCAUGCACUUACAGCUGUAUAUGUAAAUGCUAUUGUCAAACAUUGAGCAGAAUAGGACGCCUUUAGUAAAAGCAUAUCUGUACUAUAGGAUUAUGACAUAUGGGUCUGACAAUUUGGCAAUUAGUAGGUCAUGGUGGUUGCUUGCUUGCUUUUCCUUUCUUGGCUGGUUUCUGGUGAGAUCAAAAUCGAUUCCCAAUAGGAUUGAUUGGUCAACAACCAAUUGUCUAUUUCCUUUUGAACGUCACCAUCAUUUUCCCACACGGCUACUGUGUACUAGUAGCAGUUUUCCUACCACCUGUUAUCCGCGUUGGAUGAUGCUUCAUUUCCUUGACUCCAAUGGAUUACCUAACUCGUACCACCCUGUUUGGAUGUUUGCAUGUAAUGGUAAUAAUGAAAAUAGAAAUGAAAGUGGUUUUCUUAUUAUUAUUGGGUAGUAACUAUACUAUAUUUUUCAUGAUGAAUCACGACUUAUUUUAUAUUUUGAAGAUGGUAUAAAGUACAUUUAUUGUCUAAGCUAGAAAGUAGUGAAGAAGAAUGUGGUGUAUAUUGGGUUUGGAAUCAACAUAUGCAAGUAAGCCAUUCUUUCCUCUGAAGACUGAAAGUGACCUUCAUGCUGUGAAGGGAAUGUCGUUCAUUCUCAUUCUUUGCAUCAAUAGAAGGGCUGUUUUCCUUUGAUAGUAAGAAGAAGAGUACAGCACGCUUGGCUUACAUUAAUGAUCUUACACUAAUAAGCUGAUAACUUGUUGAAACUAGUAGUUUUUGCUUGCACACUUUGCUCUCUGUAAAUGGCUUUAACCUGACAUGACCAUGACUAGUUAACUAGCUUACUGCAAUUUGUUUACUUUUGCAUCGACCCCGUGUUCCAUUGAUGAUCUCUUUCGUCGUAUUUAUGCAGGGUAAGGAAUAAGGCAUACAAGUAUACAGAAAGGAUGAUGGAAAAUAAACGAAGUCCUUGCUUUCUUGACCAAGGGAAUAUCACUUCUCUAUCAACCAAACGGCACAAGGCUGGCCCUCCAAUCAAGGACCAGAAAGAGAAGUUUGGUGAAAGGAUUGUAAUACUGCAGCAGCUUGUUUCGCCAUAUGGAAAGACGGACACUGCAUCAGUGCUUUUGGAGGCAAUGCAAUACAUCCAUUUCCUCCACGAACAAGUUAACGUGUUGAGUGCUCCAUAUCUCCAAGCUACACCGCCAACUUAUACCCAGGAUUUGGAUGAAUACAGCCUGAGAAGCAGAGGACUGUGCCUUGCUCCAGUGGCUUCCACAGCUGGAGUGGCUAGUAGCAAUGGAGCAGAUCUUUGGGCUCCAAUCAAGCCCAACCCACAACUGCACUGACUCAUUCUCGGCCCAUAAGCUCCAGUCCAAGUUUCAUCGCCCAUCCAAGUUCAUACAAACAGAGAAAGAGUGAGAUGCCCUUCCUUUUGUAAGAGAGUAAAUUUUGUACAAGGAAAGGUGCAAUUUUGAUGAGGGCAGAGCAGAAACAGUGUAGCUUUGAUAAAAAGGAAUAGGAAAGGGUGAUCUUUUAGUUCAUAUCUUGAGGGCAGUGGAGUAUAGUGCAUCAAUUAUAAUAGCUUUACGUGCAAGGUUUAUCUGAAUUGAGCGUGUACAGGUUGCUCUCUCCUAAAUCCUAAUCAAUGAGAUGUGAAGAUAUAUGGAAAUGAGUGGAAUUAUCAAGCAAUUCUAGAGAUAUUUAAACCACAAAUCAUAGAUUAUUUUUGUUUAAAUUUAUACGUCUUGUUAUUUAUUUCGAGACGAAUUGGAUAAUCAAAAUAAUGAUUAUGA
Messenger RNA from Linum trigynum, 3283 nucleotides. NCBI's taxonomy places the organism in Eukaryota, Viridiplantae, Streptophyta, Magnoliopsida, Malpighiales, Linaceae. The record is from the annotation of a GenBank genome assembly.